This is a messenger RNA of Ciona intestinalis (vase tunicate), 1351 nucleotides long. NCBI's taxonomy places the organism in Eukaryota, Metazoa, Chordata, Ascidiacea, Phlebobranchia, Cionidae. The record is from RefSeq and is a predicted model, not a curated record.
AGCAGUUUUUUUAUUAUAACAUUAGAUGCUUCUGCACUAACCUACUUGAAACGCAGUGAAACACACAUAAGUAGUAUCAUUUAAACAUAUUCUUAUUAUAUAUUUAAUCGUUACGUUAAGUUUAUGAAUUCUAAAGGUGUCUCGAUUUUACUGAAAGCGAUCGACAUGCACAUUGGAUUUAUUGGCUCGGGCAAUCUUGCGUUAUACGUGGCUAAAGGCUUGGUUCGAUCGGGUGCAAUCCGUGCAAGCCAGAUCAUAGCCAGCACACCAGAAACCAAAAAAGCCACAGUUAAAGAAAUAAAACAACUUGGAGUCAAGUUCACAAAAGAUAACAAAGUGACGGUGCAAGAGAGCAAACUGCUCGUUCUCGCAGUAAAGCCAAAGAUCAUUCCAUUUGUGUUAGAUGAACUACAUUCCUUCAUCACUAAAGACCAUUUGGUUGUUUCGUUUGCCGCUGGUGUAAAUAUUGCUUCAAUAGAAAAGAAACUUCAAGCAGAUGCCAAAGUAAUGCGGGGAAUGACAAACACAUGUUGUGCGGUAACGGAAGGGGCAACUGUGUACGCUACAGGUAAGAACGCAACUGAUGAAGAUUGUCAGGUUGUUGAACAAAUAUUUGGACGAGUUGGAACGGUAGAAGAGGUGGAAGAAGCUCAUAUUGAUGCUGUGACUGGUCUCAGUGGGUCAGGACCUGCAUACGCUUUCGAGGCUAUUGAAGCACUUUCUGAUGGGGCUGUUAAGAUGGGACUUCCAAGGGGUUUGGCGUUACGUCUUGGUGCUCAAUCACUGAUUGGAGCUGGUAGAAUGUUACUCGAUACAGGCAAACACCCAGGUGAACUUAAAGACGCGAUAUGCUCCCCUGAAGGGGCCACCAUUUAUGCUCUCCAUCAUUUGGAGAAAGGAGGAUUCAGAAGUUUGUUGAUUGAUGCCGUGGAAGCUUCAUGUUGUAGAACCAGAGAACUACAGGUUCAAGGAUCGGAAGAGGAGACGGACCAAGAGUCCAUAAAGAGGAGUAUUCGUGAAGGGAUGCAUCUCAAAGAUUUCUUGGAACAAAAUGGAAUAUUGAAACGUGAAAGCGGUUAACUCAGUAGCUGUCAACACACAAACCAACCAAACAAAGUGCCAUUAUUUUGUUAGAAUCAUUAUUUGCGCUGCUUUUUGUAGUUUUGGUGAAGCAGAGUUAACAUACACUCAGCAUACAUUUCCAUGACUGACUGAACCAUUGGUGAUGCUUCUUUAUUGAUUGUGUCUUAUAAAGACCUGCUAACACAUUCAACUUUCUGGUGCAAUUUACUUUCAUACUAGAUUUGUAACAAAACUUUGCUACCGUGAUUAAUAAAAACGUUAAAUGUUG